AUGUUGGCAUAUGCUAUCUUUCAGUCGAAAGUAUAUACGGAGGUCGAGGCAUUCUUGAUCGAGAGGGAACUCGAGGUUUAUCGAGCAUAUCCAACAUUAGGAAUGUCAGUGAUACAAGUUGUGGCUGAAAUUGCCAUCGAGAUGGAGAAAAAGAGAUUCAAAUCGACCGUAUUGCCUCUGCUGAAGAGCUAUCUAGAUACUGCCAUAACCAGUACCUCAGUGGAGUUUAUAUAUCUCGCCUUACUUCUCAAGGACAGAUUUCCAUCCUAUAUCUCGGAUUCUGUGAGCUUUGUUCAAAAGGAUGGCUCCUGCAAAUUUACUGCGAAUGAUAUAACUUUUUUAUUGUUGGUUCUAAAGAAAUGUGACAUUACGGCAUCCACACCUUUUCUCAGAGCGCUUUUGGUUUCUUCACGCGCAUCUGGGCAGUUUAAUGAAAUCUACAGCAGUAAGUUACCCUCUUCAGCUGCUUCAUUUAUCAGAACUUGUCAUAUUUUGGGUUAUUAA
Molecule: messenger RNA, 504 nt
Organism: Cooperia oncophora
Lineage: Eukaryota; Metazoa; Nematoda; Chromadorea; Rhabditida; Trichostrongylidae
Source: the annotation of a GenBank genome assembly